GGCGGGGUUUCCGCGUGGGUGUGUGUGAGCGAUAGUAGGAAGUGGAGGUCAAAUGCGCUGCAGGAGUUUGAAAAACAUGAGGCUGUCUCCAUGAAAGACACACAGGUAGACAAUUGUGUUGGAGUUACAGCAGACGACGUAGUUAACAGUGCAGUUUUUAGAGUUUCGAUUCUGAAAUAAGUGCGGCGCUGUUGGGGUGUCGUUUUCCCGUGUCGCACUAACGUCAGUAGGCAGUUAACAGAGAUAACGUUAGCUAAUGCUAACGUUAAUACACGUAGCGUGCUCGUAGACAGCUCGAUAACGUUACAGCCAGAAUAAAAUCUUGACUUUUGCUUGCCAAAAGUCCGUAUUGUCAUCUGUUUAAAGGUAAUGCAUAGUGCAUCUCCGCAGACCAUUAGCUUUGGCUGCGAAAUCCGUUAGCUAGGUGCUGAACUUUGCUGGCAUUUGUUUUGUCUUUGGGAACUUGUUACGGUCACAGCUGUCAUGUUUCACUCUGUUCCCCGUCGUCCGAUCUGCGAGAUCGGUGUGAAUACAAUGAGGCUUCAGAGCAGCAGGUCGUUCAGGCGGGCUGUCGAGGAGGGCAGAGGAAAGCUUGAGAAGGUCCCAUGGCUGGGUAGGGGCAUGGGCCUGCUGUUGUCCUGGCUCCAGAGGGCAAGUGUCGGUGCCAAUGAGGCCGCUGGAUCUGGCCAAAAGAGGAAGGGCUUGCUCUCCAUAUUUGCGGACCACUGCAGCUUUGUGACCGGACAGAGGCUCCGGCGUGCUUGCCAGAUCGGCGAGCUUUACUCCAACCUGUACUCUGAGCGGACCAGGUGGACCCUAGUUGGGAACAUAUGGCGCAGAUUUCAGAGCAAGCACGCCCCAACUGGGAAACUUGUCGCGGCCCUGGUUGGUGUCUUCAUGUGGGAGAAUGAGAAGAUUCAAGAUGAGGAAAUUCGCAGGUGUGGACUUGAGUUGCAGGCCCUGCAGGCUGUAAACUGUCUAAACGCAUCUUCAGGGACAGUGGCCAGACACCUGGAACCUGGCUGGGAAGUUGUGAUGGAGAAGAAGGACUUCAGAGUGUGGAAGCGCCCUAUACCCAACAGUCACCUCUAUGAAUACAGAGUGUUGGGCUCCUACAAUGAUGUCACCCCAAGACAGUUCUUCAAUGUACAGUUGGAUACAGAGUACAGGAAGAAGUGGGAUUCUCUGGUUAUCAAGCUUGAAGUGGUGGACAGAGAUGUCAGUACAGGCUCAGAAGUUGUACACUGGGCUACACACUUUCCUUAUCCCAUGUACUCAAGAGACUAUGUGUAUGUGCGGCGCUAUGAUGUUGAUGUAGACAACAACCUGAUGAUCCUGGUAUCCAGAGCUGUGCAGCAUCCCAGAGUCCCGGAGACUCAGGACUUUGUGAGAGUCCAUGCAUACCAGUCAAAGAUGGUCAUCCGUCCUCACAAGUCCUUUGAUGAGAAUGGAUUUGAUUACCUGCUCACCUACAGUGACAACCCUCAGACUGUCUUUCCCCGUUACUGUGUGAACUGGAUGGUGUCAAGUGGUAUGCCUGAUUUUCUGGAGAAACUGCAUGCUGCUGCCUUGAGGGCCAAGAACUUGGAAGUGGGGAUCCACGACUACGCAGGUGUCAGUAAAUCCAGCGACACCAACCGCCAGCCGAGCCAGGAGCGCCUCACUGGAGAAAACCCACACACAGGUGGUCCUGGACAGAUCUACGCUUGAGAUGGAUAUUUUAUAGACCAGGGGUUAUGUUGGUGUGUUGUCACUUGCACUUGAACCCGAAUCAAACCCUCCAACCACAACUUUUUGGGUACAGUACACUGCGUGAACUGCAAAUGGAAGUUGCAACCUACAUUAAAGACAUAUAUACAGUAUGUCCAUUCAUAGACAUCGUUAUAUUGGUUGUAGAUGAAAUGUCACAAGAACAAUGGACUGUAUUGGUGACAGCAUUACUGUCCUUUGGAGAAUAUGUUGCCAUGGAAAUUUUCAUCCAGACUGCUGGCAUUGGCACUAUUUUUGCUUAGCCAGGCAAUGCCAUGUGGCUUUUUUUUUGCCUCCUUUGGUAAUGAUGUAUGUCUAAGAACCAUUGAUAAGAUCAAGCAAAAAUUCCUAAUUGUAGAGAUGCUUUUGCCAAAGCACUGUUUCUCCCAUUUUAACGUCCUAUGUCCUGUCUUCCAUUGCUUGACAAGGCUUGACUUCAAAGGCUGUUUAGACUGCCAGCAGCCACAUCACUGUAUUAGUGUCUGUAAUGUGUUUUCAGUGAGAUGUUGUGGAAAUGGUUGUGCAGUAUUGGGCAUAGAACAGUAACUGGCUUCUAUCACUGAAACACAAAACUACGGCCAAGAUUUCUGCACUGACAAAUUGAGGCCUCUGGGGUGAACAAUUUCUAACGUGUCUUCAUUUCAUGUAUUUAAAGUAACCUGUUUCUUGUUUGCUUGCAGCAUGAGUGAUUGAUAGUCACAUGACUGGACAGAUAGAUGGAUUAAAAAAAUAUGCCAUUAUUAGAAAAUUUGUCCACAGAAUUGAAAAUGAAAACUCUAGGGGUUCUCUUUGGUUUUUGGUGAUGGCAUUGUUUGCUGUGAGCACAGUUGAGGUUUCACGCUGUCCAUUUCACCGUGUUUGUUAGAAACUGCCAGCAUUGAUGAAACAGCCUUCUGAAGAUAAACCAGUCCUUCAGCAUUGGGGGCAUAGUGUCUUAUAACAACCACAUAAAUCCUCAGAUACAAUGGUACUGAUGUACUUUAGUUUUACUAGCAAGGCAACCCUACAGACACAAAUUUUAAUAAACCAAUGCCUAUUUUAGAGAAACAGAGUAUUUGUGCCACAUCACAAACUAUUUACAUUUCAUAUGAGUUUAUGAAGUCCCAUUAGUCCCAUUUCAGCUGAGAGAUUCUUUUGUUAUCCUGGUGUUCACAACAGUUGUAGCAGACAUCACUAAAGUUUGCACUAUUGGAGUUAUGGGUGUUUGUUUUCUAUGUGUUACUGUAGAUCUUGUAUUCAAAAAUCCAUUGCCUGAGUACUGGAAAUCCCUGUAUGUAUGAGUAGAACAAGCUCUGUAACAUGUUUCUUCUGCAUUGUGUUUCUUUAGUUUCGGUUAUUAAUGUGGUCCUACUGAAACUCCAUAGAAUUCAUCCUUCCAAAUCAUCCUUGUUGCUUUUGUGAUUAACUGUCUGCAGGGGCUGUUAUGAAUGUACAAAGAGCACCACAUGCUUUGGAAUAAAACAUCGCCCAAUAAAGGACACUGUUUACAGCCUGA
Siniperca chuatsi (mandarin fish) is the source of this 3244-nucleotide messenger RNA. RefSeq names its product StAR-related lipid transfer (START) domain containing 7 (gene stard7). The record is from RefSeq and is a predicted model, not a curated record. NCBI's taxonomy places the organism in Eukaryota, Metazoa, Chordata, Actinopteri, Centrarchiformes, Sinipercidae. Gene Ontology annotation, molecular function: lipid binding. The coding region runs from base 484 to 1710 and encodes 408 amino acids. The transcript is spliced from 8 exons.